This is a messenger RNA of Callorhinus ursinus (northern fur seal), 3092 nucleotides long. It is a transcript of the gene CLHC1, whose product is annotated as clathrin heavy chain linker domain containing 1. Lineage: Eukaryota; Metazoa; Chordata; Mammalia; Carnivora; Otariidae. The record is from RefSeq and is a predicted model, not a curated record.
UCAUUGUUUUCUUUUAGUUAGGACUACUCGUCCCAGGAUGCAGUUCCACACCUCCGGUUCCCUAGUAACUGUCUCCAAGCCUUGGAGUCAGUGUUUGGAGAAAGGGGUUCAGGCUUACCAAAGUUUUGGCUUUGUUGCAAAAGUUAAGUCAAGACUUAACUCUUCUCUGGUGAACAAGUGUGCAGAUUGUGACAGAUGUCCAUCCAAGAAAUGAAUAAACAUGCAGUUCUCCCUCCUAUCAUUAGUAGAAGUGACAAGGAAUUUUUGGAAAGUAUGCAAAAAUACAUAAUCACAGAAACUGAAAGAGUGGGCUGUACUGAGGAAGGACCUGCUGAUGAAUAUUACAUCAUAUACCGAAACGUUUUUGAUAAGGUAAUAGAGUAUGUCACUGCAUACAAAUCCAUUCUUACUUCAAUCAAAAAAGAAUAUGAUGCCUUUAUUGAGACAAGGAAGGAAGGACAAAGAACUGCAUUUUGUCUUCAUGGAAAACUUAAAGCUUUGGCAGCAGAGCCCACAGCUUUGGUGUAUCACAGGAAAAGAAAAAUCCAACUUGAAACAAAAAUGAGGGUUAUUGAAAAUAAUUCCUCAAAGAUUCAAUUGCAAAUAGACAAAAUGAAACAACUUAGGGCAGAAUAUGAUGCAAAAGAAGUAAGAUAUCAUACUUUCUCCAAAGAUCCUUCAAAACCUAUUCCAGCUAAGCCACAUUUUAAGAAAUUGGAGUAUAUCGUAGAAUUCGUUGGGAUGUUGAGAGGCAUGACUCUCCAAGAAUCUGUCAAUUUAGUUGCUCUCACUAAAUACCUGAAACAUCUUGAAGAUAAAUAUGCUGAAAUUAAACAGGCUAUGUUGAAAAAAUAUGUACCAGUUCAGAGAAAGGCAGAGUUAGAUGAGGAAAUGAUUGUAACAUUAAAACGGAGAGAUUUAGCUGAAAAUCUGAACAAAGAAUUACAGUUUCGUCAUCAAAGACUGCAGAUUAUUUCAAAUGCAUUUACUUCAUGGGUAAAAUCUGAUAUGAGCAGCUCAUUUGAAGACUUUGUGGAGCAAAUUCAGAAAACUAAAAGUUUACCUGUAAUUAUAGGUGACGAAGGCAUUGUUGAAGAACUGCUUGAAGACGAUCCAGGCAAGGCAAAAGAAGCUGAAAUUUUGCUUUGCUACAUUGAAAGGUUCAAUGACUUAAUGUCGCUUGGUGAAUAUGAAAAGGCAGCUUGUUUUGCAGCAAACAGUCCUAGAAGAAUUCUUCAAAACAUUGGGACAGUGAACAAAUUUAAGGCUGUUGGAAAGAUUAGAGGCAAGCCUUUUCCAUUACUCUUAUUUUUUGAGACCAUCUUUAGCACAAGUCAUGCAUGUAGACGUCCUAUUGAUGCAGAACUAACCCUGGAAGGAAUCAAAUGUGGAUUAUCUGAAAAACGUUUAGAUUUAGUUAUCAAUUGGGUCACCCAGGAAAGGCUCACAUUUUCUGAAGAGUUGGGGGAUGUGAUUUGUGAUUUUGGGGAACAGGAUACUUACAACAAGGCCAAGUGCCUGGCUUUAGCUCAGAUGAUCUACAGUGACUGUGGCCUACCCAAGAAAGCUCUUCUUUGCCUAUGUCAACAGGGUCAGAUUCAUGGGGCCAUGGAAUACAUACAACAAUUCAAGGACUUUACUUACGAUGACCUGAUGCAGUUAAUAAAGUUAUGUCCUCACACUGAAUUAAUUCAGUGUCUCACUAGAGAAUGGAACGGGAAACCACCAUCUUUAUCUUUCGGUCUUGUUAUACUUCAUCUGUUUUCUGUAGACAUGGAAAAAGUUGGCAUUAAGCUACUUCAAGAAAUAAGUAAAGGUGGGAAAGGUAUAGUUGAACAUCUUAUGAUAAAUGAUCCAUUUUUCUCAUUAGAAAACUGGCAAGAAGUGGCAAAUAUAUGUAUACAGAAUGGCUUUGACAAAUUAUCUCACGACAUCAUGUCCAUCCUUCAAUCUCAGGCUGGCAUAACAGAAAUUUCUGAAGAGGAUGAUACAGUCAACUUAAUGGAACAUGUUUUUUGGUAGUUCCAUGUCUCAACCAGUUGAGGGAGCUUAUAUAACAUUUUAUGUGUAUUGGUUGGGCAAGCUGGUUUUGGCAUAACUAACUUAUAAAUAAAUCUAAAGUAUGAAGCUCUCAGAAAUAAAUCAUGCUGUUUUUGUUAUGAUGAUUUGUCCUUGAAACAUUUAUACCGUUGCUUUCUUUUUUCCAUAUGAUCAUUUCUGAUAUUGAAUCUUGAUAAAAUCCAAGAAUAUAAUUUUGUAUAAAACUCAGUUUAGGCAGUUCUAUCUAAGGGCAUAAGCUAAUAUCUAGAUAUAUUCCUUUCUGGGGAUCUAGUUUUAUAGUAAGAACUGAGGAAGGUGUGAACAGUAUCCUGUCAGACUAAUUUCCCAAAUAACAAAUGCUUUGAGACUGAUUUUUAACAAGAAAGGCAGGAUGUAAUUUCAAGGUUGGACUCACUGGUGAAAACCUACAGUAUAGUAAUUUUAUACUACUGAUUUAAAGAUGUGUCCCUUGCUUUGGUAUAUGUAAAUGGCAAAUGCUAGACUUCUACUAUAAAAGUUAGGAAUCUUAGCAUGUUCUUACCUAGAGAGAAGACCAGCCAAAUUUUGCAUGAAGUAGAACUGAGAUGCCUGUAGGUAUGGAAAAUAUGUCAUGAGAAGUGGUUUUGGAUGAUUUCAAAUGUCUGAAUAAGUAUGUGAUGGAAUACUAAGAGUUCUGUGUCAUGGUCAGGUAGGAUAUUCAAAAUAUUUAGUGAUCAGUUUGUCACGGGCACCCCCAGUCAAACAGAACAGAUAAUCAUAACAACUUUCAGCCCUUAUGCCAUACCAGCUGAAUGUCAGCCUUGAUCACGGAACAUGGUAACAAUGGAGCUGCUAUUAGGUGGAGUCAGAGUAAAAAGUCACCUUUUCCCCUACUAGAGUGUCUGUUUUUUACUUUAUAGCGGACAGAAUAUGAACUUGGAAUCAGACAGCCUUGUAUUCAAAUUUUGGUCUUACCUCUUCCUCUUUGCAAAAUGUGGGCAGUAAUACUUCCUCUAAAGCUUUGUCAUGAGGAUUAGUGAUAUAUGUGUGUAAUAAAAGUAUAUAACAUAAUG